This is a messenger RNA of Trametes versicolor FP-101664 SS1, 3696 nucleotides long. Its product is annotated as DNA-dependent RNA polymerase II second largest subunit. The transcript is spliced from 10 exons. Gene Ontology annotation, molecular function: DNA-directed RNA polymerase activity; DNA binding; ribonucleoside binding. Gene Ontology annotation, biological process: DNA-templated transcription. The coding region runs from base 1 to 3696 and encodes 1231 amino acids. Gene Ontology annotation, cellular component: RNA polymerase II, core complex. The record is from RefSeq and is a predicted model, not a curated record. Lineage: Eukaryota; Fungi; Basidiomycota; Agaricomycetes; Polyporales; Polyporaceae.
AUGAGCCAAGACUUUGAAGCCACGCAGGCGUCGUUCUAUGAUGAUGGGUAUGGCAUGGACGGUGAAGGCGCAGGCGAGGACUACGAGGAGAUCACCCAGGAAGAUUGCUGGACGGUCAUCUCAAGCUUCUUCGAUCAGAAGGGUCUCGUGCGGCAGCAGCUGGACUCGUUCGACGAGUUCGUCCAGAAUACCAUGCAAGAACUUGUCGAUGAAAACGCGGACCUCAUUCUCGAUCAGGCGGACCAACAUACAGGUCAUGAAUCCGAUGUCACUCGCCGCUACGAGAUCAAGUUUGGACAGAUUUACCUCUCGAGACCGACUGUCACGGAGGCAGACGGCUCUGUCGUCCCUAUAUUCCCUCAAGAAGCCCGUUUGCGGAAUCUCACCUACUCCGCACCGCUAUACAUCGAGAUGAAGAAGCGCGUACUUCUGGGGCGGGAGGACCCGGACAGUGCCACCGGGGACAUGGUCUGGGAGACUGAGCACGAUGACAACCCUGAGGACACACGAAAAGUGUGGAUAGGAAAGGUCCCCAUCAUGCUUCGGUCCACGUUUUGCAUCUUGCACGGUCUUGAGGACGACGAACUCUACGAUCUCAAUGAGUGCCCGUAUGAUUCUGGAGGAUACUUCAUCAUUAACGGCUCGGAGAAGGUGCUCAUUGCCCAGGAGCGCAUGGCCACCAACCACGUAUACGUCUUCGCGAAAGCGCAACCCUCCCCCAUCAGUUUCCUUGCCGAGAUUCGUAGCGCCGUCGAGAAGGGUGGAAAGACGAUCAGUCAGUUCCAAGUGAAGCUUUAUCAUCGAAGCCAGGAGCGUUCGCUCGGGAACGUCAUGAAGGCUACCAUUCCCUACAUCAAGGUCGACAUCCCGAUCUGGGUGGUGUUCCGUGCACUCGGCGUGAUCUCCGACCGUGACAUUUUGGAACAUAUUUGCUACGACAUGCAGGACAACCAGAUGUUGGAGAUGCUCAAGCCGUGUAUAGACGAGGGUUUCGUUAUCCAGGACCGCGAGAUUGCACUGGACUACAUCGGUAAUCGUGGAACUACGACUGGUCUCAACCGUGAGCGACGUCUGCGCUAUGCUCAGGAGAUUCUGCAGAAGGAGAUGCUUCCCCAUGUCUCGAUGGCCGAAGGUUCGGAGUCCAAGAAAGCCUACUUCUUCGGCUACAUGAUCCAUCGUCUCCUGCUUGCGGCCCUCGAGCGGAGGGACCUUGACGAUCGUGAUCAUUUCGGAAAGAAGCGUCUCGAUCUUGCCGGCCCUCUCUUAGCGAACCUCUUCCGUAUGCUGUUCCGCAAGCUGACGAAGGAUGUCUACCGCUACCUCCAGAAGUGCGUUGAGACCCACAAGGAGUUCCAGUUGGGCCUCGCUGUGAAGCACAACACCAUCACGAACGGACUGAAGUACUCCCUUGCCACCGGCAACUGGGGAGACCAGAAGAAGACCAUGUCGUCCAAGGCUGGUGUCUCUCAGGUGCUCAACCGAUACACAUACGCCUCUACGUUGUCGCAUUUGCGUCGGUGUAACACUCCUCUCGGUCGUGAAGGCAAGAUCGCCAAGCCCCGUCAGCUCCACAACACCCACUGGGGAAUGGUCUGCCCUGCGGAAACGCCGGAAGGACAGGCUUGUGGCCUCGUCAAGAACUUGUCGCUCAUGUCUUGCAUCUCUGUCGGUUCGCUCUCCGCGCCAGUCAUCGAGUUCUUGGAGGAGUGGGGGCUGGAGUCCCUGGAGGAGAACGCACAUUCGUCGACGCCCUGCACAAAGGUGUUCGUCAACGGAGUCUGGAUGGGUGUGCACCGCGACCCUGCAAACCUCGUCAAGACAAUCAAGAAGCUGCGUCGGAAGGACGACAUUAGUGCCGAGGUCUCCGUGGUCCGCGACAUCCGCGAGCGCGAGCUCCGUCUCUACACCGACGCCGGACGUGUCUGCCGUCCACUCUUCAUUGUCGAAAACCAGCAGCUGCUUCUGCAGAAGAAGCACAUUGAAAACCUCGCUCGCGGGAAGGAGGAACCCGAGAAGGAUGCAACCAAGUUCGAGUACAAGUGGGACAACCUGAUCAAGGACGGUGUCAUCGAGCUCUUGGAUGCGGAGGAAGAGGAGACCGUCAUGAUCUGCAUGACGCCGGAGGACCUCGAGAACUCCAGGCUGCAGUCGGCGGGCAUCGACCCUCACGAGAACGACGGCGAGCUUGACCCGUCUGCCCGCCUGAAGGCGCCGACGAACGCGCAUACUUGGACACAUUGCGAGAUUCAUCCUAGCAUGAUCUUGGGUGUUUGUGCUAGUAUCAUUCCUUUCCCCGAUCACAACCAGUCCCCCCGUAACACCUACCAGUCUGCCAUGGGUAAACAGGCGAUGGGUAUCUACCUAACGAACUUCCUCGUGCGCAUGGACACCAUGGCGAACAUUCUCUACUACCCCCAGAAGCCCCUUGCGACCACGCGUUCCAUGGAGUACCUCAAGUUCCGCGAACUGCCCGCUGGCCAGAACGCCGUUGUCGCCAUUCUGUGCUACAGCGGUUACAACCAGGAAGAUUCCGUCAUCAUGAACCAGAGCUCUAUCGACCGAGGUCUCUUUCGGAGUAUGUACUACCGGAGCUACAUGGACCUCGAGAAGAAGAGCGGUAUCCAGCAGCUGGAGGAGUUCGAGAAGCCGACGCGCGACUCGACGCUGCGGAUGAAGCACGGCACGUAUGACAAGCUGGAGGACGAUGGUCUCAUCGCGCCCGGCACGAAUGUCAACGGCGAGGACAUCAUCAUCGGCAAGACCGCGCCCAUCCCGCCCGACAGCGAGGAGCUCGGCCAGCGCACGCGGACGCACACGAAGCGCGACGUCUCGACACCGCUCAAGAGCACGGAGCAGGGUAUCAUCGACCAGGUGCUCAUCACGACGAACGCGGAGGGCCAGAAGUUUGUGAAGAUCCGUGUCCGCUCGACGCGUAUCCCCCAGAUCGGCGACAAGUUCGCCUCGCGUCACGGGCAGAAGGGUACCAUCGGUAUCACCUACCGCCAGGAGGACAUGCCGUUCACGGCGGAGGGCAUCACGCCCGACAUCAUCAUCAACCCGCACGCUAUUCCUUCCCGUAUGACCAUCGGGCAUUUGGUCGAGUGUCUGCUCUCGAAGGUCGCGACGCUCAUCGGAAACGAGGGCGACGCGACGCCGUUCACGGACCUUACCGUCGAGUCCGUCUCGCAGUUCCUCCGCCAGAAGGGCUACCAGUCGCGUGGGCUCGAGAUCAUGUACCACGGCCACACCGGGCGCAAGAUCCAGGCGCAGGUGUACCUCGGCCCGACGUACUACCAGCGGCUGAAGCACAUGGUCGACGACAAGAUCCACUCGCGUGCCCGUGGGCCCGUGCAGAUCCUCACGCGCCAGCCGGUCGAGGGUCGUAGUCGUGACGGUGGCCUGCGGUUCGGAGAGAUGGAGCGCGACUGCAUGAUCUCGCAUGGUGUGGCUGCGUUCUUGAAGGAGCGUCUGUUCGAGGCGAGCGAUGCCUAUCGUCUGCAUGUUUGCGACAUUUGCGGUCUUACGGCUAUUGCCAACCUCAAAAAGCAAACCUUCGAAUGCCGCGCGUGCAGGAACAAGACUGCGUGUUCACAGAUCUACAUCCCUUAUGCCGCGAAGCUCCUGUUCCAGGAACUGCAAAGCAUGAACAUCGCAGCCCGCUUGUACACGACGUCGACGGGUCGUAUCAGGGAUUAA